AUGGAUCGCGCGUGUUGGAUCGCGUAUGUUGGAUCGCGUGUUGGAUCGCAUGUUGGAUCGCAUGUUGGAUCGCGUGUUGGAUCGCGUGUUGGAUUGCUCGUUGGAUUGCGUGUUGGAUUAGAUGCUGUGCUGUGUGAUGCUGUGCGGUGUGAUGCUGUGCUGUGUGAUGCUGUGCUGUGUGAUGCUGUGCUGUGUGAUGCUGUGCGGUGGGAUGCUGUGCUGUGUGAUGCUGCGCUGUGUGAUGCUGUGCUGUGUGAUGCUGUGCUGUGUGAUGCUGUGCUGUGUGAUGCUGUGCUGUGUGAUGCUGUGUGGUGUGAUGCUGUGCUGUGUGAUGCUGUGCGGUGUGAUGCUGUGCUGUGUGAUGCUGUGCUGUGUGAUGCUGUGCUGUGUGAUGCUGUGCGGUGUGAUGCUGUGCUGUGUGAUGCUGUGCGGUGUGAUGCUGUGCUGUGUGAUGCUGUGCUGUGUGAUGAUGCUGUGCUGUGUGAUGCUGUGCUGUGUAAUGCUGUGCGGUGUGAUGCUGUGCUGUGUGAUGCUGUGCGGUGUGAUGCUGUGCUGUGUGAUGCUGUGCAGUGUGAUGCUGUGCUGUGUGAUGCUGUGCUGUGUGAUGCUGUGCGGUGUGAUGCUGUGCUGUGUGAUGCUGUGCAGUGUGAUGCUGUGCUGUGUGAUGCUGUGCUGUGUGAUGCUGUGCGGUGUGAUGCUGUGCGGUGUGAUGCUGUGCUGUGUGAUGCUCUGUUCUCCGUCUCCGCGCUGCCCUCCAGCACGAGCCCUCGGGCGCGCGAGAGAGUGAGCGUCUCGUGCACGAAGCCAUGCGCGUUCACAAAGGCGCUGAUGGCGCCCUCCGUGCUCAUGCACACCAUGUCGCUGCGCCUCGCCACCCGACACUGCCUCUCGCAUAGGAGGGGGGGGAGGGGAGGAGAGGGGGAUGGAAGGAGACGUGUGGGGAGGAUGCGGUGGCGGCAGGUCACACGCGCACUGCACUGUGCCUGCACGCCAUUUGAGAGCAGGGAGGCGUUUCAAUGCGCAGACAACGGAGGAAAUGGGAAGACGAGGGAGGGAGAGGAAAGUUGA
Molecule: messenger RNA, 1068 nt
Organism: Closterium sp. Naga37s-1
Lineage: Eukaryota; Viridiplantae; Streptophyta; Zygnematophyceae; Desmidiales; Closteriaceae
Source: the annotation of a GenBank genome assembly